AUGGAACCACGGAGCAAUGUAACUUACUUUGUCCUCCUGGGCCUUACACAGAAUCCAAAGGAGAAGAAAGUCCUUUUUGUUAUGUUCUUGCUACAUUUCAUUCUGGUGGGCAACCUGCUCAUUAUUGUGACAAUAACUAUCAGUAAGACCCUGAACUCACUGCUGUACUUUUUUCUUGCUUGCUUAUCAUUUAUAGAUCUAAUUUAUGCCUCUUCUAUCUCCCCUAGAUUGAUUUCAGACUUGUACUUUGGGGAAAACACCAUAUUCUUCCAAACUUGUCUGACCCAGCUGUUUACAGAGCACUUGUUUGCUGGAUCAGGGGUCUUCCUUCUGCUGUUGAUGGCCUGUGACCACUACGUGGCCAUCUGUAAGUCCUUGCACUGUUUGGUGAUCAUGAGGCGGAGGGUGUGUGUUGUGCUGCUGCUGUUGUCAUUUGUCGGUGGUUUUCUGCACUCAGUAAUUCAACUUAGCACUGUUUAUGGGCUCCCAUUCUGUGGCCCCAAUGUCAUUGAUCACUUUCUCUGUGACAUGUUCCCUUUACUGAAACUCAUGUGUACUGACAUCUAUGUCAUUGGCAUCUUAGUUGUGGCCAGUGGAAGACUGAUCUGCACUAUUGUAUUCUUACUCUUACUCGUCUCCUAUGGAGUCAUCCUACACUCUCUGAAGAACCUGAGUCAGGAAUGGAGGCAGAAAGCCCUCCAGACCUGUGGUUCCCACUUUAUUGUGGUUGUCUGCUUCUUUGUCACUUGUAUUUUCAUGUAUGUAAGACCUGCUAAGACCUUCCCCAUUGACAAAUCACUGAGUGUAUUUUAUACUGUCAUAAGCCCCAUGCUGAACCCAUUAAUCUACAGUCUAAGAAAUUCUGAGUUGACUAAUGCUAUGAAGACGCUCUGGAGAAAAAUAUGUUAUUCCAGGUGGUAA
This is a messenger RNA of Odocoileus virginianus texanus, 921 nucleotides long. The record is from RefSeq and is a predicted model, not a curated record. Lineage: Eukaryota; Metazoa; Chordata; Mammalia; Artiodactyla; Cervidae.